Molecule: messenger RNA, 1004 nt
Organism: Camelina sativa (false flax)
Lineage: Eukaryota; Viridiplantae; Streptophyta; Magnoliopsida; Brassicales; Brassicaceae
Product: (+)-neomenthol dehydrogenase-like
Cellular component (GO): membrane
Source: RefSeq, a predicted model, not a curated record
UUGGAAAAGUAGGCAGUUUUUGAUUCUUCGUUUGACUUCAUUUCUCUCAUUAAUUCAAUGGCGGACACAAGAGUUGCAGUUGUUACUGGUUCGAACAAAGGGAUAGGGUUAGAGAUUUGCAGGCAACUAGCUAAAAAUGGGAUAACUGUGAUUCUCACUGCGAGGGAUGAGAAAAAGGGUCUUGCUGCUGUCGAAAAGCUCAUGACAGAGAAGAAUGGUUUUUCUGAUCAAUCCAUCUCCUUUCACCUACUUGAUGCUGGUGCACCUACUGAUUUUUCCAAGAUAAUGAGCGAUACAUAUGAGAUUGUCGAGGAGUGUGUUACUACAAACUACUACGGCGUCAAACGAAUGUGUGAGGCUAUGAUUCCUCUGCUUCAGUCUUCUGCUUCCCCAAGAAUCGUCACCAUCGCUUCUACCAUGGGAAAGUUAGAGAAUGUGUCAAAUGAGUGGGCAAAAGGAGUGCUGAGUGAUGCUGAGAAUCUAACAGAAGAGAAAAUAGACGAAGUGAUGGAUGAGUAUCUCAAGGAUUACAGACAAGGCUCAUUACAAGACAAAGGUUGGCCAACAGUAAUGUCUGGGUACAUACUAUCAAAAGCUGCGGUGAUGGCAUUGACACAAGUGUUGGCUAAGCGAAACAAAUCAAUGAUCAUCAACAGUGUUUGUCCUGGUUUCGUCAAGACAGAUAUCAAUUUCAACACUGGGAUUUUAAGCGUUGAACAAGGUGCAGCGAGUCCAGUGAAACUGGCUUUGGUCCCUAAUGGAGACCCAUCUGGUCUCUUCUAUGAUCGCGCUAAUGUCUCCAAUUUUUGACUUUUGUCAACAUCCUUCCUUCCUUCCUUCCACGUGUGUUGGGUCUUUGUAUAUUGUUGUUGUAUUGUACCCCAUCUAAGUGUAGUAGAAAAUAAAGUGAACCAGAAACUUUUAGAGUAUCAGACGAACAUAUAUAUAUACUGUAUGUACCAGAUUUGUAGUUUUCCUUUUCACUAGUAAGUAAUAAUACACUA